GUGCCUUUUAGAAUGACAGAAAACUCUGCUAAAAAUGGAAACCCCGCAUCUCCACUCUCGCAUCUUUUCUCUCAACGACAACAACCAUUCAAAUCGCCACGAUAAUCGUGGUCGCCUUCCCCAUCCAUCCAAGAGCCUCAAUAAUGUCGUGAAAUGGACCUCUUCUCCUUUCUCCCCACGGAGAUCCUCCUGAAGAUCCUCCACGCCCUCCCCGAUUUUCUCGCCCUCCACCGCCUGCUGCUAGCCUCUGACCGCGCCGCGCGUGUCUUCGCCCACCAUGGCGGCUACGUGCUGGAGGACGUGCUGAGGGCGUACCCGGGCACCUCGUUUAACCUGCAUCGACUGUUUCGCUCGGUCGCGCUGGUCCGGGGCCAUGUGCGCGAUGGGCGAACGAUGCAGGAGUUUGUUGCGUGGAUGAACGCCAAUGACGGAAUUGCAUUGGCGGGGUUGAAGCUGCCGUCGCCCGUGUUGAUAGAGAUGGUGAGUGUCGCGGCGAAUAUUCAGCAGCUGGCCUGUGCGUGUCUGCGCAAGCUGUUGAAUCGAAUACAGCAUCUCCAGACGCGGCUGGAGCCAACCACGCCGGCGCCGUAUCCGCCUGAAGAGCCGCUGUCGUGGAUGGAGGAGUAUCGCGUGCAUCGCGCGCUGUGGUAUCUGCAGCUUUUCUGGGACUUGCAUGUGAAAUUUGAUGCUGCGCAGCCUUCGCGAAUAUCCGAGUAUUACGAGACUGUCGGGUCGUCGUAUUGCUGGAUUGAAGAGGAAAUCCUCUGCAUGGCGUGCUGUAUAUCGUCCAUGGGGACGGAAUCCGCCGCUCCAUCAGAUAUCAUCCCUCUACCAUCUGCGCGAUCACUGCCCAUCCACGCAGAAUGGACCAUGGCUCCCGUGCCUGACAACUCAGGCCGAGAUCUGUUCAAAUCGCGCCCUCCGUCCUGGGCGAAUCUAGGCGGAUCGGCGUAUUAUAUCUGGAGUCUGCGGACGGAUAUCAACCCGCAGACCGAGGACGAGAGGCACGUCACUGCCUUUCUAUCAUUACGAAAACUGGGCAUCUGGUUCUGGGAUAGAGAACGGAUCGAAAUGCUAGGAAUGGACAUCCAAGAACGAUCUGAAGAAUCGGGCGAAGUCACGCCCGAAGAACGAGCACGAGUACGGCAGCGAUGGUGGGAUGUCGCCAGAAUCGGGCAUGCGAUGGACUGAUGAAUUAUGAUCAAAAUGCAUUGUACAUUUAUAUCUAUUCAAUAUCUAUAUCAUUCUGCUUUAAGACCAAGCAGAUUCUCCGCAUUCUUAUACGCAAACAACUCCAACUCCCUCCCCUGAAUCAGCCCACUCUCCUCAAUCUCCCUGAAAAACUGCAAUCCCCUCUCGUUUGUCGAAAACGGAUAGUCGACGCUAUACAGGACAUGCUCGACGCUCGUCGUCUGCAAGAGA
Messenger RNA from Aspergillus wentii DTO 134E9, 1422 nucleotides. RefSeq lists its product as uncharacterized. The transcript has a single exon. Bases 154 to 1191 code for a protein of 345 amino acids. The record is from RefSeq and is a predicted model, not a curated record. NCBI's taxonomy places the organism in Eukaryota, Fungi, Ascomycota, Eurotiomycetes, Eurotiales, Aspergillaceae.